Rhincodon typus (whale shark) is the source of this 3591-nucleotide messenger RNA. Its product is annotated as adhesion G protein-coupled receptor E1-like. Lineage: Eukaryota; Metazoa; Chordata; Chondrichthyes; Orectolobiformes; Rhincodontidae. Gene Ontology annotation, cellular component: membrane. The record is from RefSeq and is a predicted model, not a curated record. Gene Ontology annotation, biological process: adenylate cyclase-activating G protein-coupled receptor signaling pathway; cell surface receptor signaling pathway. Gene Ontology annotation, molecular function: calcium ion binding; G protein-coupled receptor activity.
AUGCAGCCAUUAACAAACAUCACUGUUUACACUGAUAUCAAUGAGUAUAAAUCGCCACCUUGUGAUCCAUCCACAACAUGUCACAACUUAACAAGGAGGUCUGAGUGUUUCUGUGGUACAGGGCUUAUAACCAUUCGUGGGAGUUCUGGCAAAGCAACAACUUGUAAAGAUGUGGACGAGUGUGAGGAUGAAGAUGUGUGUGGCAAGAAUGCUACCUGUCAUAACUCCUUUGGGAGUUACCACCGUAUCUGUCGGGCAGGAUUUCAGCCAGUUCCAGAACAGACAGGAAAGACCAGCACAGCCAAACUCUUGGGAAGUGGGUCUUGCUUCGCAAUAGAAUCAGCUCGCCAAUUACUUAACAAAGUCUGUCAGAAUUUCAGCGUCACAGACGAUAUCCAGGUCAUCGCAAACUUUACAAAUAGUCUCUUCAAUAGGAAUUCACGGCUACAGAACAUGACGACCAGCCAGUGGUUAAACGUAACAACAACCAUCUUAGAUCUUUUGGAGAAUACGGCAGUGGCUAUUGCUUUGACUUUGCCCAGUGGAGGAACAAAGUCAAUCUCAGAAGACUCUUUUGCUGCCCAGAUCCAGGUGUCUGGUAAUCAAAAUUUGCCAGAAGACUUGGUAAAAAUCGAGAUCUGGCAUAACACCAUGGAGAUAAACUGGAGAAGGGUCAUGGGAGCAAAGAACUCUGAUGACGACACUGAUCAAAGUCCAAAUCACUUUGCUCCAUCAGACUUUGCUGCAGUCUGCUUCUUUGUAUUCAGCGACAUGGAAUCCAUUUUGAACAACGAGAUCCGUAAAGAUGGGGUCAAGCAAUUGGAGACAACUGAAGGAAUAGGCUGGUUUAACUCCAAAGUGGUAACAGCCAGAAUCAGUAACAAAGCAGCCAGUCGUGAACUGACAGAAAUGGUCAAUUUUACACUGAAACUCAACCAGGAUACCAAAGAUCACGAGAAGGCCAAAUGCGUUUACUGGAAGAUAACAGACGGGGCAAGUUUCUGGUCCCUUGAGGGCUGCUUCCUGAUUAGUUCCAAUGAAAGCUACGUAAUGUGCCAAUGUAACCAUCUGACGAGCUUUGCUAUUUUAAUGUCUCCGAUUGAGAUUGAGGUAAAACAUCAUUCAAACUCCGGUCAAAGAAGGCUGGUCCUUGUUGCUGAUCAGCACAGUCGGGCUCACAAUAUCCCUGCUGUGCCUUGCCGCCUCCAUCGUUGUGUUCACAAGGUGCCACUCCAUCCAAAAGGCCAACAUCAUUGUGUACAAGCACCUGAGCAUCAACCUCUUCCUGGCACAGCUCAUCUUCCUGACAGGAAUCCAUGUGACAAACAAGUGGCCUGCUUCAUUUGGAGGCUGUGGUCAGCUCAGACAUGUCCGCCUGGUUAUGCCGAGCAAAAUAAUCAUUGUGCGGAUAUCAAUGAGUGUAAAUCAUCACCGUGUGAUCCAUCCACAACAUGUCGCAACUUGAAUGGGAGCUAUGAGUGUUUCUGUGGUAAAGGGUUUAACCCCAUUCCUGGGAGCUCCGGCAAUGCAACAACUUGUGAAGAUAUCGAUGAGUGUAAAACGUCACCGUGUGAUCCAUCCUCAUUAUGUCGCAAUCUGAAUGGGAGCUAUGAGUGUUACUGUGGUAAAGGGUUUACCCCCAUUCCUGGGAGCUCCGGCAAUGCAACAACUUGUAAAGAUGUGGACGAGUGUGAGGAUGAAGAUGUGUGUGGCAGGAAUGCAACCUGUCAUAACUCCUUUGGGAGUUACCACUGUAUCUGUUGGGCAGGAUUUCAGCCAGUUCCAGUACAGACAGGAAAGACCUGCACAGUGCAACCUCUCAACUGUCCCAACCCAGAAAAACCAAACAAUUCCACCCUCACACUGUGUGGUGGGGAAGCAUUCACAAACCCUCAAACCGGUUCCACUGUCUCGCCAAACUCUGUGGGUAAUGGAUCUUGCUUCGUAAUAGAAUCAGUUCACCAAUUACUUGACAAAGUCUGUCAGAAUUUCAGCGUCACAUAUGAUAUCCAGGCUGUCACAAACUUUACAAAUGGUCUGCUUAUUAGGAGUUCAUGGCUGCAGAACAUGACGACCAGUCAGCAGUUAAACGUAACAACGACCAUCUUGGAUCUUUUGGAGAAUACGGCAAUGGCUAUUGCUUUGACUUUGCCCAGUGGAGGAACAAAGUCAAUCUCAGAAGACUCUUUCGCUGCCCAGAUCCAGGUAUCUGGUAAUCAAAGUUUGCCAGACGACUUGGUAAAAAUUGAGAUCUGGAAUAACACCAUGGAGAUAAACUGGAGAACGGUCAUGGGAGCAAAGAACUCUGACUUUGCUGCAGUCUGCUUCUUUGUAUUCAGCGACAUGGAAUCCAUUUUGAACAGCAAGAUCCGGAAAGAUGGGGUCAAGCAAUUGGAGACAACUGAAGGAGCAGGCUGGUUAAACUCCAAAGUGGUAACAGCCAGAAUCAGUAACAAAGCAGUCAGUCGUGAACUGAAAGAAAUGGUCAAUCUUACACUGAAACUCAACAAGAAUACCAAAGAUCAUGAGAAGGCCAAAUGCGUUUAUUGGAAGAUAACAGACGGGGGAAGUUUCUGGUCCCCUGAGAGCUGCUUCCUGAUUUGGUCCAAUGAAAGCUACAUAAUGUGCCAAUGUAACCAUCUGACGAGCUUUGCUAUUUUAAUGUCUCCGAUUGAGAUUGAGGAAGGCUGGUCCUUGCUGCUGAUCAGCACAGUCGGGCUCACAAUAUCCCUGCUGUGCCUCGCCGCCUCCAUCGUUGUGUUCACAAAGUGCCGCUCCAUCCAAAAGGCCAGUAUCAUUGUGUACAAGCACCUGAGCAUCAACCUCUUCCUGGCACAGCUCAUCUUCCUGACAGGAAUCCAUGUGACAAACAAGGUGGUUUGUGCCCUGGUUGCGGGGUGCCUCCAUUACUUCUUUCUAACUGUCUUUGCCUGGAUGUUCCUGGAUGCUUUGCAGAUCUUCAUUGUGUGCAGACACCUCACAGUCACAAAGUUUACUCACACAUAUAUCAUCAGACGGAGGUACCUGUAUCCUUCUGGCUACGCUGUCUCUGCGCUGAUUGUAAUUAUAUCAGCAGCAAUCUAUCCCUAUGGCUAUGGAUCAGAUGAACACUGCUGGCUAGAGUAGGGCUUUCGAUGGAGUUUCCAAGGGCCAGUCUGCCUUGUGAUUGUGGUGAAUAUGGUGUUGUAUGUCUGGACACUUUGUUUACUGAGACCUCAUUUGUCCACACGUGACGUGAAUGUGUCAAAGAUUAAAGACACUAAUACCCUGACCCUUAAGGCAACUGUGAGGUUUGUCCUGGGAUUCACUUGGAUCUUUGGAAUAUUUAAUUUCAACAAUUUCCUCUCCUACCUAUUCACUACCAUCAACACUCUCCAGGGCCUCUUUAUUUUCAUGGUCUACUGUGUUUCCAGUCGCCAGGUGAGGGAUGAAGUUCGGAAAUGGUUCAUCAAGACAAGCACACACUUGACCAGCAACACCUCAAAUGUUCACAUGAGUUCUCUCGAGACUAAGACAACAUAACCCUUCUGAGGAUUCGAGAGAUGACAGCGAUGGGAAUGUCCGUGGUUUGUGUAUCUGUGUCUCUCUGUC